CCACGCCUGGCUUCCUUUUCCCUUUUUGGUUUCCUUUUUCUCUCAAACGCUAUAAAUCCACAUUCAAUUCUACGUUGAAAAGAACAAUCUGUUCUUUAUCUGCAACCAUUCCAAGAGAUAAAAAAAGGGAGAAAAACUGUAAAAAAAAAAAACCCGGAAAAAAGUAGCUGAAUUUCUGAAAGUGUCAUCAAUGGCCGGCGCUGAUAGAAAUGAUGCAGGGAUGAGCUCUGGCAAUUCCAAUUUCUUGAUUGUGAGCCAUGAAAAUGGUGGAAUUUGGGAUUUGUUCAAGUUCUUGGUGUAUAAUGAUCAAGAAAGUGGUGGGAAGUUUCUGGAGAGCGACCACGGCAAUGGGAUAUUAGAAGAAAAGCUUGCAGGAGACGACAAUGGUGGGGAGGUGGGGCCCGACCGCAGGUGGGUGAUAGUUGUUUCUAUCAUCGUGAGGAAAAUUAUUAAGGUUUUGGGUAAGCCCAUGGAGGGUUUUGGUUGUCUUAUCGAGUUUAUGCUGAAUCUUUUGUCUCUCAAUGGCAACUUUCUUGGUUUGCUGUCCAGAUUUAUUCAUGGAAAUGUGGUGAUACCAAAAAGAGGCUCCGAAACGUUCAUAAGUGCAAUUGGACAUUUAGAUGGACGCAUAGACCUGUUCAAAACCGAGACUUUCUCCGAAGAAAUUAGCCAUGAUGAUUUUAAGGGGAACAAAUUGCCAGUGGAGAUUGGAAAUCGGGCUCUAAUGGACAUGUGCAUGAUGGCUUCCAAACUAGCCUACGAGAAUGAUAAGGUUGUCAAAAACAUCGUAGAUCUUCAUUGGAAGAUGCAUUUUGUGGACUUCUACAAUUGUUGGAAUGAUUAUCAGAAAGAGAACUCUACCCAAGUUUUCAUAAUGUGCGACAAGCCAAAAGACGCAAACUUGAUACUCAUUAGCUUCCGGGGCACUGAACCGUUUGAUGCCGAAGAUUGGAUCACGGAUUUCGACUACUCGUGGUACGAAAUCCCGAAACUCGGGAAAGUACACAUGGGAUUUCUCGAGGCCUUAGGUUUAGGCAACAGAGUUGAAGCCUCCACGUUUUAUGCAAAUCUUCAAGCCAAACCUUCCAAAUUAAAUGGUUUUAGUUUUAACCAAUCAGAGAAGGAAGAACUUAUACCUAUGGGAAAGAGAACCGCAUAUUAUGCCGUACGAGGAAAGCUCGAGGAUUUGCUCGAAGAGCACGAGAAUGCAAAGUUUGUGGUGACGGGGCAUAGUCUUGGCGGGGCCCUCGCCAUAUUAUUCGCGACUGUGUUAGUGCUGCACGAGGAAGAGGAGAUUAUGAAGAAGUUGUUGGGGAUUUACACUUUCGGGCAGCCUAGGAUUGGUAAUCGACAGCUGGGGACUUAUAUGCAAGCCCGUCUCGAAAAGCCCGAGUCGAAGUAUUUUAGAGUCGUUUACUGCAAUGAUCUUGUCCCGAGAUUGCCUUAUGAUAAUAAAACCUUCUUGUACAAGCAUUUUGGGGAGUGCUUAUACUUCAACAGCCUAUAUGUUGAGAAAAAUGUGAAGGAAGAGCCCAACAAGAAUUACUUUGGGUGGCGAUUUCUGGUUCCUGAGUACUUAAAUGCUGGUUGGGAAUUGGUGAGGAGUUUUAUGAUGGGUUAUAUAUACGGGCCGGGUUAUAAAGAGGGCUGGGAAUCUGUUAUGCUGAGGUUUGUAGGAUUAGCAAUCCCGGGCCUUUCGGAUCACAGCCCGGUUGAUUAUGUGAACUCUGUUAUCAAAAUCGCGACUUUGAGUCGUAGAAUCGCCGAUUCCACGACUCAAAGUCACAAAAUCGAUUCUAAGUCGCUCAAAAUCGCAAAGGAACGUAGAGUCGUUGCAGAAUCGCCUCCGACAGUCCGAACUCUGACGUUAAAAUGGCUCGGCCUCAACGCUUGCGUCUUCUUCGUCGGAGCAGACUUCUCAGCAAUUAAGCUUCAUCGCUUUGUUGUUCUCCCGUUUAGAGGUUGGAAGACGAAGAACCAAAGAAGAGGAAUGAGGGCGAGCAGAUCUGCUCUUGGAAGACGAAGAACCGAAGAAAAGGAAUGA
This is a messenger RNA of Striga asiatica, 2044 nucleotides long. NCBI's taxonomy places the organism in Eukaryota, Viridiplantae, Streptophyta, Magnoliopsida, Lamiales, Orobanchaceae. The record is from the annotation of a GenBank genome assembly.